CCUCUGUUACGCGGCGCUGUUUCCCGCGAGCAGGAGCGGCGCGUGUCAUCCACCGAGAACCGGCUACAGACCGACUGACACCCGCUCUCCUCCCGUCCUCCAGCCUCCUGCUCGGCGGCCUGCAGCCUGUCCUCUGACCGCUCAGCGUGGCCCCGACCCCGGACACCCCCUCCCCCCUCCCCCGUAAGGUACCGCGGCCUGGACCGGGACGCUUAGCUCGACCGGCGCGUGAGAGGCAGCGAUGUCGGGUGUCGUGCGAGGCCCCGCCGGGAACAACGACUGUCGAAUCUACGUGGGGAACCUGCCCCCCGACAUCCGCACCAAGGACGUGGAGGACGUGUUCUACAAGUACGGCACCAUCCGGGACAUCGACCUGAAGAACCGGCGAGGGGGCCCGCCGUUCGCCUUCAUUGAGUUCGAGGACCCGAGGGACGCAGAUGACGCGGUCUACGGACGCGAUGGUUACGACUACGACGGCUACAGACUGCGCGUGGAGUUCCCCCGGAGCGGCCGGGGCUCCAGAGGCGGGUUUGGAGGGAUCGGCGGAGCCCCGAGGGGCAGAUACGGGCCCCCGUCCCGACGCUCCGAGUACAGGGUCAUCGUGUCAGGACUCCCACAGAGCGGCAGCUGGCAGGACCUGAAGGACCACAUGCGCGAGGCCGGUGACGUGUGCUACGCUGACGUGUUCAGAGACGGAACCGGGGUUGUAGAGUUUGUGCGCAAAGAGGACAUGACCUAUGCCGUUCGAAAGCUGGACAACACCAAAUUCCGCUCGCACGAGGGAGAGACUGCUUACAUUCGUGUGAAAUUAGACGGUCCCCGCAGCCCGAGUUACGGAAGAUCCCGCUCCCACAGCCGUGGCAGCCGGAGCAGGAGCCGCAGCCGCAGCGCCAGCCGCAGUCGCAGCAAUUCCCGUGGCCGCGGCAGAGGAUCGCCCCGCUACUCGCCUCGUCACAGCCACUCUCGCUCCCGUUCUUAAACCUUUCUACCACUGCCAUCUGAAGAGAAGGAUUAAAGUGAUUUGGAAUAAAACCAUUGUGGAGCACAUGUCAUUUGUAUGGUCAGGAUAGGACAUCUAAUUGAGGAGCAAUCAGGUCGAGGCAAUGGUUUUGAUUGGAGGAGUGGCUCAGUGGAUCCCAAUCCUUGGAGCUGGAUGAGUGGAUCGAUUAGGGAAGGGAUAGGCAAGGAUGGAUGCUCGGAACGGGAUCAGUUUUUCCAGGAGUCAAAUGAGAGUUGAAUUCAGAACUAAAUAACGUGGAAGUCCCAGAGCAACUUUUUUUCUAUUAGGGCCCUCCCCCUGCCUAUCUUUAAAGUUUUUCAGUGAUAAUUGCUUUAUUUGACAAGAAAACGAAACUGAGGACCAGGAAGUUGGAUCAAAGGAUGGAAUCGUAGAUGCCUGGUAUGAAUAAAUUAAACAUUUGGGCGGCUGGGAAGGGGUUUUCAUUUGGGAGUAGUUUGUGUGUUUUGUUUUUUGCUUAAUCUUGCUUUUUUUUCUCUCAGCAUUUUCAAUAAAAACAGUUCAAAACAA
Molecule: messenger RNA, 1528 nt
Organism: Platichthys flesus (European flounder)
Lineage: Eukaryota; Metazoa; Chordata; Actinopteri; Pleuronectiformes; Pleuronectidae
Gene: srsf1a
Product: serine and arginine rich splicing factor 1a
Exons: 6
Coding region: 242-979 (245 amino acids)
Cellular component (GO): ribonucleoprotein complex; nucleus; cytoplasm
Molecular function (GO): mRNA binding
Source: RefSeq, a predicted model, not a curated record